CGACACCGGUUGAAAUUCUGUGCAAAGAGGAAUGACAAGAAUUUCAUGUAAAUAAACGACAAAAUAUGCUCUUUUGAGAUGAAAGAUGCCACACUGGCGCCCCGGUUGUCUUCGCGGAUCAGUAUAUGAGACGGAUACGAUACAGUAUCGUCCAGCAACUAAUGGAUAUCAAGGGCCAGCUAAUGAAGACAGCUUUCGAGAUGAAACAAGGGGAACCACUCUGGUUGACUUGCAUAAAAUUGAAGGUUCAGGACUUGGUCUUAUUUUAGCAGGUGGAGUAGACAAACAUGUUCGUGCACACAUUUCCAACUUAAGACCAGGUGGUGUAGCUCACAGGUCAGACCUGUUGCAAGUGGGUGAUGUCCUGUUAUCUGUGAAUGGUAUCAAGACAACCAACAUGAAACAUGAUGAAAUUAUAAACCUGUUGAAGAAUGCAGAUGAAAGUGUGAGACUGGAAGUGGAGUAUGAACUGCCUGAACUAGUUCCAGCUGAUGCAUUUUCUGUGUGUUGUAAGCAACAUACAAUCACUCUGUGUCCAGACAACGCUAGUUUUGGGUUCACUCUGAGAGGCGGUAUGUGUCAGAACCGACUUAAGUCUCGUCCUUUAACAGUAACACAGAUCAGACCAGGUGGUCCUGCAGACAGGGAAGGCUCUAUGAGAGCAGGGGAUCGUAUACUAGCUGUGAAUGAUUUUAGUAUAGUGACCUUGACCCUGACUGAAAUGAAUAUGCUGUUAACUCAGUGUAAUGAAGAAACAACAGUCACAGUGGAGUAUGAUGUGUCUGUCAUAGAUGCAGUACAGAAAGCGAGUGGUCCAUUGUUGAUAGAGAUAGACAAAACCCCAGGUGCUGCUCUUGGUAUAACCCUGUCUCACGGUCGACAUAAAGGAAAACACUGUGUCUGUAUAGACAGUAUACGAUCCAUGAGCAUGGCAGAUCGAUGUGGAGCAUUACAUGUUGGUGAUCUCAUCUUGUCAAUAGAUGGUGCAACUGUAGAACACAUGACAGUUGCCGAGGCAAUGCAGCUCUUGAAGUCGUCACAUGGCGACCAAAUCAAAAUGGAGAUUUUACCUUCGAGAUUAGUAGAUCAGAAAAUGUCAACAGACACAAUUUUUCUAAAUGCUGGCUUCCAGAAGAACAGUAUCCUGCCUUCUAUAUCGUCUCCCGUCCUUAACAACCCCUCUCUCUUCAAUGGUAUGGGAUCGUGUAAGAGUUACAGUACGCUGGGAUUUUCCGGACGUCUGUCUAGUGACAUGCUCAGUAAGAAAAGGAAAUCCUGGAUGAAGUCUGAUAAGAGAAUUGGAUCUUGUGCCUCCAUUGGGUCAACAUCUACCUCAGUAUUUACUGCCAGUAAUCAAAUCUGCCGUAUGGAUAUACAUGAGGUGGUACUAUAUGGAGAGAGGGCAGGACUAGGGCUGGUCCUUGAAGCAAAUGUCCCACCUAAUUGUAUACUGCAAGACCCACCAGUUGUAAUGAGAUUAGAGCCACACACAGCAGCAGAAAGGUGUGGUGUAAUACUUGAAGGUGAUAGAUUACUCACCGUUAAUGGUGUAGACGUCUGUGAGAAAACCUUUGAUGAAGUGAAUUUAAUGUUACAAGAAUCUUGGCAACAUGUCAAGCUUGAGGUGGAGUUUGAUAUCGCAGAUGCAGUUAUGGCCAGUAGUGGAACAUUUGUGGUGAAAUUACCUCGGAAACCAGGUGGGAUUGGAAUUACUUUGAGUGCCAAAAGCAAACUUGGAAAUCCAUUACUCAUCACUGAGGUGAAGAAAGGAAGUGUGGCUUACAGAUGUGGUUCAGUACAGCCAGGUGACAAAUUACUAUCUAUAAAUGAUAUCCGGACAAACAACCUCAGUAUGGAUGAAGCAGUAUCAUUAUUGAAGGCAGAGGAAGAGAUUAUAAAACUGAAGUUGAAGAGAGAGGACCACUGUAUUGAUGUGAAUGGAGAAGAGUUGAUAUCAUACACAGUUGAGUUGGAGAGACAUGGGGGUCCUUUAGGGGUCACUAUAUCAGGGACAGAUGACCCUGCUGACCCUAUAGUAAUUUCGGCUCUCGCAGAGGGAGGUCUGGCUGCAAAGACUGGUGCUAUACAAACAGGGGAUCGACUUCUUGCCAUUAACAGUGUUCCCACUGUGGGUAAAACUCUUGAGGAGGCAAAGAACAUGCUUCACUCUGCUGGGGAUCUAGUCACUCUGAAAAUCGCUCGUAAGGACAAACCAAAGACCGAGAUUAACCAAAGUAACAACAGCAGCAAAACAAAUGCAUUAAGGGAAGAGUCUUGUAAAUCCACAACACCAGUGUUCAGUGUUGACAGUGCUCUCGAUUCUUGGGAUAGUUCCGGUCAGGAUAUUAACGCUUUAUCCCACCAAGGACAGUGUAACGCUGUUCUUAAACCUCGACCAGAUAGUGCCUCAGUGCCAAAGUCAAGAGAAAACAGACAUAGAAGGUCUCGUCCAUAUUCUUCUGAUUCUACAGACACCGGAGAUGAUUUUGGUAAAAAACUGUCGGAAUUGCAGAUUUCUGAUGAAGCGUUGGAAGGAGACCAUGAGAGCAGUCGUAGUGAUGAUUCUAGUCCAGGUGGUGCAGAUGAUUGGUCAAAAGCUUUUAAAAACUUUAAGGCACAAGCUGAAGUUAUUGAGCAAAUCCCAUCUCCAGAUAAACAACAUAGUACGGGUAGUUUAGAUAGACGAUCAUUACGCAAUAAUAGUGCAAAGAAAGAACGGCAAAAAGUACGCAGAAACUGGUCACAUAGUACAAGUCGUGGUGCUAUAAGUCAAAACGAUUUAAUGCCGUACGUUGUCGAUCGUAGGCAGAGACGCUGUGCUAGCAGUGCAAGUGCUCGUGAUCUGGAUAAUAUGCCUUUAAAAGAUCAGUUAAAAACAGUGUUCUCGCCACAGCCCAUUCAGCUUCACAGGGUCACAUUAGUGAAGGAAUCUCCUACAGACGAUUUUGGGUUUGGGGUCUCUGAUGGAGUGUAUGAUAAAGGAGUUUAUAUAAGUGCAAUUCGCCCUGGCUCUGUUGCAGAGAGCAUGGGGCUUAAACAGUUUGACAGAAUAUUACAGAUAAAUAAAGUGAGGACAAGAGAUUUUGACUGCAGUUUAGCCAUUCCUUUGAUAGCUGAUGCAGGAGAAAGUCUUGAUAUUGUAGUGUGUAGAAAUCCAUUGACUCAAAAUAAAACUGCCCUCAAGGAACCUCAGAGACGCAAACCCCCACCAGAACCCCUAGUUGAUAGCAAGUCGUCUGACCAAGAUUUCCAAUCAGCUGAUAGUAUUCCAGUGUAUAUGAAUGUAUAUAAUUUAGAUACACCUAUAGCAAGAAGUGAAAAGUCAAGUAAAACUGUGUGAUGACUAUAGACUCAUAAGAAUCGGUUACUAAGUUUUCAUUGUUUAUCAAUGUAGACGGGACCUUGUUACCUGUCAGGCCAUAAAAACAUAAUUUCUAGUUUAUCAUUUUUUAUUCGUUGACCAAAAUUUUUCCACUUAUUCCCACCAAGAAAUUUCCCAGCAGUUUCAUCUUUCAGAUAUAUACAUGAAUGAGGCAUGCGAAUACUGUACAUACAAGUGUAAUAUUUACACACUCUUGUAGGGCAUUUCCUGUGUAAACUGUCUUCAUGACAUAGUUUUUUUUGUAUUGUGUAAAGUUUUAUGUAUUAUGUAGUAACAUGUUAGUGAAAGAGAUUAUUAAAUCAUGUUGUAAUUUA
Messenger RNA from Mercenaria mercenaria, 3696 nucleotides. RefSeq names its product glutamate receptor-interacting protein 1-like. Bases 86 to 3340 code for a protein of 1084 amino acids. NCBI's taxonomy places the organism in Eukaryota, Metazoa, Mollusca, Bivalvia, Venerida, Veneridae. Gene Ontology annotation, biological process: neurotransmitter receptor transport, endosome to postsynaptic membrane. The record is from RefSeq and is a predicted model, not a curated record. The transcript has 19 exons. Gene Ontology annotation, molecular function: protein binding.